AUGGACAUGGUGGAACAGGUUCUCCAGGAGUGUUUGCAAUCUUCCGAAGACCGGAUCCACUAUUUAAAGCCCUCGUCUUUCGGGUCGUUCAAAACCUACGACGGCAUCAAAGUGAACGGAGACAGAGUAAUCAAAGAUAUAUUUGAUACAAUUGAAACUUUGAGGAGCGACGAGAACGUGGAAGUCAAGAAGAUUAGCGUGGUGGGAUACAGUUUAGGGGGGCUGAUUGCGAGAUACUGUAUCGGAGAAUUGUAUGAGAUUGGGUUUUUUGACAGCAUUGAGCCUGUGGUCUUCAGCACAUUCGCCUCUCCACAUCUUGGAGUAAGAUUCUUUAGAACCUCUCGGAUUCUGGACAGGGCGAUGAAUUUUCUUGGUAGCAGACUCGUUGGACAGUCAGGAAGGGACUUGUUCAUUUACAAGUCCGAUCUGCUUCCCGCGAUGGCAGACAAGGAAAGCAAGUAUUUCAAAGGGCUGGCUUUGUUCAAAGUCAGGAUACUUCUUGCCAAUGUGCGCAACGACAGACUUGUCAGCUUUGCCACCUCGUACAUCUCCAACUACAAUCCGUUCGAAUUUUGGGAAAACCUGGAAAUUGAGUACGUGGACGGGUUACCGUCAGCCAAGGUGCUGGGCAAAGAGUACCCGGCUCGAAUCGUAGACCUGAAGGCCACAGUGUACCAUCCGGAACUGAAAUACAGGGCAGAAGUUGAUCAUCUUCAACGGACCCGCAAUAUCGCCAUUGGAGUCAUGAUAAUGCUUCUUCCGCUGGUUCUGCCGGUGAUCUUAGUGGCAAGUGCAUUUGGAACAGUCAAAAGCGCGAUCAGGAAAUCGCUCCUGCCGGAGUUCAACCAUGGGCGUGCAUGGAAGACCCUACAGGAGCGGCUGGAGGACAACAAAGCCCAGCAUCACGCCCUAAAAAGAGACCACGAGGAUCCAUUAGCCGAAGCAACUCAGGAGAUCGUUGAAAACACACUCCAGGAGCUGUCUGCCGAGGAUCAGGGCGAUAAAGAGGAGUCUUCGAUAGACUCGAGGGCAGGACCCGAAACACUCAAAGAUACAAAACCAACAGAGGUCGACUUUGACGCCGGAAAAGCUGCUGAAUCUCUCGAGGUUUUCGCACAUAGGAUGGACGUCGGCCCUCUGGCAGAGCUUCCUUUGACAGACAAGCUGGAACCGCUACCAUACGAUGAUAAGCGCACGUUGAUGUGUGCAAAUUUGAACCAGCUCGACUGGAUCAAAAUACCGGUCUACGUGAGGUCUCUCAAUGCCCACGAGGGCAUUGUUGCACGGCGCGGGCUUAGGAGAACAGCUGCCGGAGCUCCGGCGCUGUAUCUCUGGGGAAUGCUCUUCAAGAAAAAGUUGGAGUGA
Ogataea haglerorum is the source of this 1365-nucleotide messenger RNA. RefSeq lists its product as uncharacterized. The coding region runs from base 1 to 1365 and encodes 454 amino acids. NCBI's taxonomy places the organism in Eukaryota, Fungi, Ascomycota, Pichiomycetes, Pichiales, Pichiaceae. The transcript has a single exon. The record is from RefSeq and is a predicted model, not a curated record. Gene Ontology annotation, molecular function: monoacylglycerol lipase activity.